This is a messenger RNA of Anoplophora glabripennis (Asian longhorned beetle), 1183 nucleotides long. Its product is annotated as glyoxylate reductase/hydroxypyruvate reductase-like. Gene Ontology annotation, molecular function: NAD binding; hydroxypyruvate reductase (NADH) activity; glyoxylate reductase (NADPH) activity. The record is from RefSeq and is a predicted model, not a curated record. Gene Ontology annotation, cellular component: cytosol. Bases 106 to 1131 code for a protein of 341 amino acids. The transcript has 7 exons. NCBI's taxonomy places the organism in Eukaryota, Metazoa, Arthropoda, Insecta, Coleoptera, Cerambycidae.
UACAAGCGAGUUCUUUCCGGUGCGGUUAAAUAAGAAUUAUAAGUCGGCCGAGACCAUUCUUGUGUCGUUCACUGCGCGACUGAGGUCCCUCUUUCUUCCAAAGACAUGAAUUAUCUACGGAGUGCUUUUCUUUUGUGCCUGGUGAUGACACUAGGCAAGGCGAGUAAUUCUACAAGACCCAAAGUCCUCAUUUCAAGUCCAUAUGUCCCACAGAUUGCGUCCGACCUUCUCAGCAAAUGUUGUGAUCUUAUAAACGUACAAAAUGGGAGCAAAGAAGAAAUUCUGUCAAAAGUAGAGGGUGUAGACGCCAUUUUGUGGGCCUCCCAUCUCAAAAUAGACAAAUAUGUUCUAGAUGCGGCAGGUAGUCAAAUGAAAACAAUAGGCACCAUGACGGCAGGCUAUGAUCACAUCGACCUGGUAGAACUCAGGAAGAGGGGUAUAAAACUUGGAAAUACUCCAAAGGUGCUCAAUGGUGCCGUUGCUGACACUGCUGUUCUGCUUGGUCUGGCAGCCGCCAGGAGAUUGCAUGAAGGAAGAUUGCUGAUUGAUGGGUCAAAAUGGGAUCCAAAUGAAUGGAUUUUGGGACAGGACAUCGCUGGGUCUACUGUAGGAAUUAUAGGCUUGGGAGGAAUUGGUCAGGCAAUUGCAAAGAGGCUAAAACGUUUCGAAGUUAACGAAAUUAUAUAUACUGGCCACAAAGAAAAGCCUGAAGGUAAAGAACUGGGUGCCAGGUUUAUUCCGCUAGAAGACAGGGAUACUCUGAUCAAAGACAGCGACUUCAUUUUCAUAGCGGCUCCUUUGACUCCAGAAACAGAAGGGAUGUGCAACGAAGAUUUCUUCUCCAAAAUGAAGAAAACCGCAGUAUUUGUCAACAUAAGCAGAGGCAAAGUGGUAGACCAAAAGGCUCUGUACAAAGCUUUGAAGGAAGGGCAGAUUUUUGCUGCUGGUUUGGACGUCAUGACACCCGAGCCACUACCAGCAACCGACGAGCUUUUAACCCUUCCUAACCUUGUUGUUUUGCCUCACUGGGGCAGUGCUACAGCAAAAACAAGAGAUGCCAUGGCGCAGCUAACUGCCCAAAAUAUCAUAAAAGGACUAAACGGAGAACCUAUGAUAACUCCAGUUGUAUAAAUUACACACAUAUUUUUCUGUAAACGAAUGUAAUAAAGAAAUGUUUUUUGUA